Molecule: messenger RNA, 2217 nt
Organism: Tripterygium wilfordii
Lineage: Eukaryota; Viridiplantae; Streptophyta; Magnoliopsida; Celastrales; Celastraceae
Product: protein root UVB sensitive 4
Exons: 10
Coding region: 342-1922 (526 amino acids)
Source: RefSeq, a predicted model, not a curated record
UCAAUGCUUGCCGUUUCCUCUCCCAGCCUAAUACUCGCUGUUCAGGUACCGCAUGCACCGCCUAUCAUCAGCAUCAGGAGGCGACCACUGCAUAGAACAAUCCCAUUAGAAUCUCUAAGCUCAUAGAGAAUCCGUCGUUAACUCGACUCUUCUAUAGGCAGGAGUCAGGGCGUGCAGUGCGUGAGUUAUCCUCCCAACUUCCAUACACGAGACCAGGCCAGCAAGACAAGUUCCUGAAACCUUUUGAAAAAGCUCGAGGAUUUGGCGGGAAAGAGCAACGACUGGCCGUAGUGAACUCUUUCAAUUCCAGAAAUUUUUAAGGGUUUCCGUUUCUAAUUCUCAUGCAAUCGUUUCUAUACGCACCCUCGAAUUCUCACUACUUUCCACUUCAAUGGCAAUCCCGAGAAAUCAAACUCAUCAACCUCAAUUCCGUCUUCAAAAAACCGAACAAGUUCUCUCCUAAAACCCUAGCUUUUACGAAUUCAUUGAGAACCUCGAUUGGAUCCAACCCGGAAGAAGGCCUUGAUCAGGGACACUUGCCCGGAGAGGACGCGGCGCGACUCCCGGUGGUGAUUAGAAGGUCCGGUAGGGUUUCUAGAUACGUUUGGGACGGGAGUUGCCUGCGGUUGCUGGGGGUGGAUGGCGGAGCGGGGUCGUUUUCCAUCGAUUUCAAUGAUGGGUUCCGUCAAUUGUUUCGGGAUGCCAGUCUGGGGAUUAGAAACUUCUUUAUUCCCAAACAAGUUCCGGAUAAUUACAUGGGGUAUGUUAAGUGGAAGCUCUUGCAUCGGGUCUUUAGCUCCGCGUCUCAGGUUCUAGCGACGCAGGCAAUGUUUCAGGCUAUAGGAAUUGGAUACUCUCAGUCACUUCCAUCGGCGGCUGCCCUUAACUGGGUCUUGAAGGAUGGACUUGGUCGGCUAUGUAGGUGCGUCUAUACUGCUAGCCUAGCAUCUGCCUUUGACACCAAUUUGAAGAGAGUUAGGUUUGCGACAUCUGUUCUGUUCAGUCUGAGUAUUGGGCUUGAGCUGCUAACUCCUGCAAUUCCGAAAUACUUCUUGCUUCUUGCAUCAGUAGCGAAUAUUGCAAAACAAAUAAGCCUGGCGUGCUACUUAGCUACAGCGUCUGCUGUUCAUCGAAGCUUUGCAAUUGCAGAUAACCUUGGUGAAGUUUCUGCUAAGGCACAGAUACAAUCUGUGUGCUUUGACAACCUUGGUCUCAUGCUUGCUGCACUUCUGAAUAUGCUGUUCAAGAGCAAUCAAAGAUUGCUUGCAGGUUUACCUUUCAUUCUCUAUCCCAUUUUCUCAGCAGUUGACCUGUUUGGAAUAUAUCAAGGACUCAAGCAUGUCCAUCUGCAAACAUUGACUAAGGAUAGGCUUGAAAUCAUACUUAAUACAUGGAUCGACUUGCGGUACGUGCCUUCCCCUGCUGAAGUUAGUAAAAAGGAUGGAAUCAACCUACUAUCUAAAGGCAUGGAGUUCUGUCCUAUCAGAAUAGGGUUCUUAAACACUGAGAGUCAGAUACCUAAGUUAUCAAUGAUGGCAAUGCAUGCUUUGACUGGCAAGGAUUAUUACUUCAUAUGCAUGGAGAAAUUUUGCAGUGGAUUUUCCAGAACUACACUUCAUGGUUUGCUUCUUUGUGUACGUGAAGGGGCUGAGACUGCAGAUGUCAUCAUGGGUUUGUUGCAGGCAUGCUACAUUCGCAAGGUCCUCCUUUUGAACCAGAAUAGAUGGGGGAUCAAUCUUGAAGUUAGUGAUUACUCGGACUCCGAUCUUAAGGAGUGGAUUAAAUUGGUUGAUGAUAGCAAGCAGUAUUCAGAAGCGGAUAUGCACCUCUUGACUGAUGAAAUGGAAGGGAUGGGUUGGGCUAUUAAGAACAUUUUACUAAGUAUGGGGGAGCAGGCUCGAUACAGUUAUGUCGAUAACUGACAUCACUUGGUUCUUUUGUUUGUUCAAUUUCCGGGGGCCUCAUCGGAGAGUUUUGGGGAUCAACUGUCUUCAGAGCAUACAGCAUUAUAUACAAGUCACCUGUGACAUUGCUUAUACACAUAUAGCUUCAUUGUUGUUGUACUCAAUUGUGCAACUUACACAGAAAGUGAAGAACCUGUUUUAAUCAGAUGUAAUUUAUUGUCCAUUCAUCAUUUGGACAUUGUAUUGGUUUAAGCACAAGUGAAAAGCUAUGUACUGUGGAUCAUUUAAUGAAUUUGUAUAUUCAGCUUAAAAA